Paecilomyces variotii is the source of this 11984-nucleotide messenger RNA. Its product is annotated as hybrid NRPS/PKS enzyme. The transcript has 6 exons. NCBI's taxonomy places the organism in Eukaryota, Fungi, Ascomycota, Eurotiomycetes, Eurotiales, Thermoascaceae. The record is from RefSeq and is a predicted model, not a curated record. The coding region runs from base 1 to 11841 and encodes 3946 amino acids. Gene Ontology annotation, molecular function: fatty acid synthase activity; phosphopantetheine binding; 3-oxoacyl-[acyl-carrier-protein] synthase activity. Gene Ontology annotation, biological process: secondary metabolite biosynthetic process; fatty acid biosynthetic process.
AUGACUCCUCCGCGUGAGCCUAUUGCCAUCAUCGGGAGCGGCUGCCGACUUCCAGGAGAUGCAAGCUCUCCAUCAAAGCUAUGGGAGCUUCUCCGAGACCCCCGAGACGUGUCGCGAAAAAUCGACCGGUUCAACGCCCAAGGCUUCUACCAUCAUGAUGGCCAUUAUCACGGUGCUAGCAACGUGACUGAUGCUUAUCUAUUAUCAGAGGAUCCUCGGGCAUUCGAUGCUCAGUUCUUUGGGAUACAAGCUGGUGAAGCUGACGCGAUCGAUCCUCAGCAACGAUUGCUACUUGAGACGGUAUACGAGUCUUUAGAGUCAGCCGGACUACCAUUGGAGGAGAUGCGAGGUUCCACUACAGCCGUGUAUGUCGGCGUUAUGUGCGAUGACUAUGGUGGAAUCGUUAUAUUAUCGAAUCGUGUGUCCUACGUGUUCGACUGGCAUGGUCCAUCCAUGACAAUUGAUACAGCUUGCUCCUCCAGUCUAGUGGCAGUCCAUCAAGCAGUUCAAGUCUUGCGAGAGGGAACUUCAAAAGUGGCCGUGGCCGCUGGCGCGAAUCUGAUAUUCAGCCCAAACAUGUUCAUUGCCGAGACAAACCUCAAUAUGCUUUCCGCGACCGGAAAGUCGCAAAUGUGGGAUGCCAAUGCCAACGGUUACGCCCGUGGUGAGGGAACCGCCGCCGUGGUUAUGAAGCUCCUUAGUACUGCUGUCGCGGAUGGCGAUUGCAUCGAAUGUAUCAUCCGCGAGACGGGGGUGAAUCAAGAUGGUCAUACCACAGGAAUUACCAUGCCGAGUCAAGAGGCUCAGACGAAACUAAUACAAGAAACAUAUACACGUGCCUGCCUUGACUUGCGCAAUCCUGCUGACCGUUGUCAGUAUUUCGAGGCUCAUGGCACUGGCACAAAGGCAGGCGAUGGUGUUGAAUCCAAGGCCAUCUACAAUGCUUUUUUCCAGACGGGACAUAGCAAUAUCUCAGACGAGAGACUUUUUGUCGGGUCUAUCAAGACCAUCGUUGGCCACACGGAAGGGACAGCCGGUCUAGCUGGCGUCUUGAAAGCGUCCCUCGCUGUUCAACAUGGUGUCAUUCCGCCUAACCUUCAUUUCAAAGAGCUCAACCCGGAGAUUGCGCCGUAUUACGAGAAGCUGCGGAUUCCGACUGAACCGCAAGAAUGGCCACCACUACCAACACAUGCGGUGCGUCGGGUCAGUGUCAAUAGCUUUGGUUUCGGCGGGACCAACGCUCACGCUAUCAUCGAAUGCUAUGAUCCAGAGUAUCAUGGCUGUAAUACAGUAUUGCCACAGCUUCAACCUGGAGGCUCUUCUGUCAAUACAUUGCCGUUGACUUUGUCUGCCACUUCGGAAAAGUCAUUAUCAAACCUGAUCUCUCGGUAUCUGGAGCAUAUCAAGAAUAACCCUGACGAAGAUUUGCGUCGUCUCUCUUGGACACUGCAUUAUCGACGUUCACUUUUUCCUUUCCGGGCCUCGUUCGCGGCUCCAUCAACAGAUUCACUUAUCCCUAAGCUACAGUCCGCUCUAGAUGAUAAGGGGGACUUUUUGACACGAAGAACACCGGAAAGGAAGUCCCUUCUAGGCGUGUUCACCGGCCAAGGAGCUCAGUGGGCAACUAUGGGACGUGAUCUCAUCACGACAUCUCCAUUCGCUGAACAAGUCGUUGAGAGGCUGGAACAGGCCCUGCUGGGACUUCCAGCAGCAGAUAGGCCCCGGUGGUCUCUUAGAGAACAGAUGCUAGCGUCUACGGCCGAGUCGCGAGUUUCUGAAGGAGAGCUAUCGCAGCCGCUCUGCACAGCUAUACAGGUAAUUAUUGUCGACAUGUUGAAGCAAGCUGAUAUUACCUUUGACGCUGUUGUCGGUCAUUCCAGCGGCGAGAUAGGCGCUGCGUACGCUGCAGGAUUUAUCAAUGCUACCGACGCUAUUCGUAUAGCGUACUACCGUGGCCGAUAUGCACAUCUAGCCCAUGGACCGCAGGGUCAGCGAGGGGGGAUGCUAGCGGCCGGAACAACUCUGGAGGAUAUUCAGGAGCUAUGCGGAGUCCCUGCGUUUGAAGGUCGCGUCGUUAUGGCCGCCUGCAACUCAGCCUCCAGUGUAACACUAUCUGGAGAUAUGGAUGCAAUCGAUGAGGUGAAAGAAGUGUUAGAAGAUGAACAUAAAUUCAACCGGAAGCUUAAGGUGGACACAGCCUAUCAUUCCCAUCACAUGGUCCCUUGCUCUGUGCCGUACCAACAGUCGUUAGAUGCAUGUCGAAUCGAUAUACAAGACCCAAACGGCCGCUGCCGAUGGUAUUCCUCGGUGCACAAUGGCAAGAGGAUGGAUGUAUGCGAUGAGCUGAAGCAUCAGUAUUGGGUUAAGAACAUGGUCAAUCCAGUCUUAUUUUCCCAGGCAUUGGAGGCCGCCUUGACGCAUGGUCCUACACCGACAAUGGUCAUUGAGGUUGGGCCUCACCCAGCGCUGAAAGGUCCAGCAACGUCAGUGAUUGAAGAAAUCCUUGGAUUGAACCUCCCAUAUGUAGGAACUCUUGUCAGAGGCCAGGACGGCAUCGAUGCCCUAGCUUCAACCGUGGGAUCUGUCUGCCGUUACUUUGGUCGAUCUGCUGUCGACUUACGAUCCUAUGACCGGCUAUUCGGCCACGGGGAGGAUCCCUUGUUCCUCCGAGGCUUGCCAUCCUAUCCAUGGGAUCAUGACCGUUCAUUUUGGUUCGAGUCCCGAGAGUCCAGAUCGCAUCGUCUGCGCAAUAACCCUGCUCACCCUUUGCUUGGGGUGCGGUUAUCCACCAGUAACGACCGUGAAUACCGUUGGCGCAACUACCUGAAGCCAGAUGAGAUUUCUUGGCUACAUGGCCACAAGAUCCAGGGUCAAACACUGUUCCCCGCCGCUGGUUUUCUGGUCAUGGCGGUUGAAGCUGCUCGCUUCGUUGCCGGACAUAGAUCACAGCCUCUUAACAUUGUCGAAAUAUCCAAUUUCAACAUCCAUCGUGCGUUGGGAUUCUACGACGAUGAAAAAGGGGUCGAGAUUCUUGCCACACUGUCCAAUGUCACCAUUAAUUCUGCUGAUGAUGAUGCGACCGCUGUUAGUGCAGACUUCACUUGUGACACCUGUCCCCAGAAAGACAAUGGAUCUUUCAUCUCAGUUGCAAAUGGCAGGAUUAAAUUGUUGCUAGGAGAGUCUUCGUCAUCGACAUUGAUUGAUCGCCCCGAUAUGGAUUCGAGUAUGAUUGACGUCGACGUAAAUAUGUUCUAUUCCUCUCUUCAGUCACUUGGAUACAACUACGCGGGACUGUUUCGGAGUAUCACUUCUUUACGGAGGACCACUGAUGCAGCAAUGGGAGAGAUCCUCACGGCGGAAACCGUGAAUGGAACAGAAUAUGCUUCUGAAGACUUUCUUCUGCAUCCUGCUGCUCUCGAUGUUGCCUUUCAAGCCAUCUUUGCCGCUGUCAGUUAUCCUGGAGACGGCGCUCUUUGGACGCUGCAUAUCCCCACCACCAUCCGGCGUGUAACGAUCAAUCCCGCUGGGUGCCUGCGAAAUGGUGGUCUGAAUGUUCCACUAGCCUUUUCAGCAAACUCCCAGAUAUCCCCCGGUGGACAAAUCUCCGGCGAUGUGGAUAUCUUCCCGCACAAUGGCCAGAACGCCUUCUGUCAGGUAGAAGGCCUGGAGGUCACGCCUCUCUCUCCUUCCACAGAGAAAGACGAUCGCCAAAUGUUUGCAGAGAGCCUGCAGUAUAUUGCUUCGCCAGACGCCGAUAUCGUGUUCAGACCGAUCCUUUCCACAAGUGAGGACCAGAUAGAAGCGAUACAGGUUGAACGAUUAGCACUAUACUACCUGCGCAAAUUUCUCGGAUCAACUGUAAACAAGCCUGGGUUCCGGAUCUGGGCCCAGCGCGCAGUUGACAUAAUAGCGUCAGGAGAACAUCCGACCUGCAGGCAGCAAUGGCUUUUGGAUACAUGGGACGAUGUAGAAUCAGCAUUAGGAGCCAUCCGCCCAAGCUCCAUCUAUCAAAGUGAUGUUAGGAGGAUCAAGGCACUCGGCGAGACCUUUGAGCCAACAGGGGAUGCUGAAAUCUCCACUGAAAUAAACAGGCUACGCGAUUUCUAUGAAGCUUCCUUCGGUGUAUCACAAUCGCGGCAAUAUUUGGCUUCCCUUACUUUCCAGAUAACUCGACGUUACCCUCAAACGUCCAUUCUGGAGCUGCAAACGGUAAAUGGUAGCGCCACGAGGACAAUCAUCAACCAUAUUGGCAACUCUUUCUCGGCAUAUACCUGCACCGACUCAUUUGAUACGAGCUUCGACGCUCUACAUGAAGAGUUUGGGUCUCUAGACCGUACCUUAUUCUCGACUAAGAAGAUUAACAUUGAUGAGGACCUUCAAGCACAAGGUUUCUCUGGUGGCUCAUACGACCUCAUAAUUGCACCUAAUGGUAUACAUGGCGUUCAGGAGUAUUCCCAGGCUUUGAGAAAUCUUCGCGCUCUUCUGAGACCAGGCGGCUACUUGCUGGUGCUGCAAGUAACCAACCCAGAUACGUUGAGGGUUGGUCUCACCGUCGGUGCCUUGGAUAGGUUGCCGGAGAGCUUUCACAGUCAUGGGACACCUUUCCUUGAUUUGAGUGAAUGGGACACACUCCUUCGAACCACUGGAUUCUCCGGUGUUGACACUGCAACACCAGAUGGCCCCGUUCCCUUUUCAGUCUUUGUUACCCAGGCAGUCGACACCCAGAUCAAUACCAUGCGUCAGCCAAUGGGCAAUAGCAGUAUUGUGAUCGACCAUCUUCUGAUAAUUGGAGGCCACCGGUUCCCCGUAUCGCGCACCGUACGAGAACUCCAAGAAUUGCUGGGGCCAUUCUGUAAAAGCAUUACUACCAUCAAGUCCAUGGAUGAGCUUGAUGCUGCCACCCUCGUGUCGAGGCCACUUGUCCUCAGCGUGACGGAGCUGGAUUCCCCGUUCUUUCUCUCUUUGACGCGACGUAAGUUCCAGGCAUUGCAAAAGCUCUUCGAUCGUUGCAAAACUGUGCUGUGGGCCGUUGAAGGUGCCAAUGGGGAGCUUCCCCAUGGUAACAUGAUGAAAGGCCUCGUGCGUUGCCUUCUCCCAGAGAUGCCACAUAUCUUCGCACAGAUCUUUAAUUUCCAGCCAUCCACCGCUGUCAAGGAUCGGUCGCGAAUACUAGCUCAAGCUAUUUUACACCUACAUAUUGCUAGUACCUGGAGAGACGGCUACGGCCCUCUUUGGAGCACCGAGCGCGAACUUACAAUCGAUGAUGGCAAAGUUUAUAUCACAAGAUAUAUACCGAACGAGUUCCUAAAUCGUGGAUACAACGCGAUUAGGCGACGCGUUACUGCCGAGGCCUCACUUGAGGAUCGGACUAUUGCAGUCAUCACAGACAAGGAAUCAUAUGCCCUGCAACAAUACCGCGUUCCGCCUGUCCCGAGAUAUAUGCUUCUUCAGGGGGGACUCUGCACUGUCAAGAUUCAUUACUCUACUCUAUGCUCGCUGAAGGUCGGAAAUUUAGGCUACUUUUACUUGUGCUCUGGUAUCGACCGAGAGUCUAAUUCGUCUAUCCUCAUCCUCUCGGAGCAACACCAGUCUGUUCUGACAGUACCACGGACUCGCGUAGUUGCUUGCAAUCUCCCGAGGAACCAUGAACGCAAUAUGCUUAUUUCUGUUGCCGGUGUACUUCUCGCUAAUUCUAUCACAGAGAAGAAUGGCGCUAACAGUACCAUCAUCGUAUAUGAACCACCUCCACUAAUAGCCUAUUUUGUUGCUCGAAAGGCUACCCAGAAAGGCAUACAUCCAGUUUUUACGACAACAAGACGGGAUGAUGCCGUUCAUAAUAACUGGACAUAUAUCCAUCCCCACACACCAGACCGCCACUUGAGAAAACUUGCUUCUAGCAAGGUAUCUGCAUUCAUUUCCUGUUCCGAAGAUGCUGUGAAAUCUCGCAUUACCGACCAUUUGCCCAUUGGAGUCCAUGGACUCUCAAUCACUGACUUCCUCAAGUCCUGUUCUUACGUCUAUCCAGGACUCAUGGAAAAAAGUAUCCAUGAAGCCCUUCUUGACGCUUACAAUGAAGCAUCUUCGGUUAAUAUCUCGGACGUGUCUCUUGACACCCUCGAAGACAUUGCGCUGCACGAUGUGGCUAAGCAACCUGUAACAGCGGGUCGCAAUCUUCAAGCGGUUAACUGGACAAGCGCGGCACCUGUUCUGGCACGAGUAACUUCGGCGAUGGAAGAAGUCACCUUCAGCGACUGCAAAACAUAUUUCUUGAUCGGGAUGACAGGAAACCUGGGAUUGUCGACAUGCCUUUAUAUGAUCUCGCGCGGUGCCAAGUACUUUGCUCUAGCAAGUCGGAACCCCAAGGUUGAUCAGCAAUGGUUGGAUCAUGUUAGCUUGACUUAUGGGGUGAUAGUAAAUGUUUUCUCAUUGGAUAUCACGAGUCGGGAAUCAUUGAUAGAAGUGUACCAAACAAUCUCUCGCACUAUGCCUCCCAUAGGAGGGGUGACGAACGCUGCCUUGAUCAUGCGCGAUGGUGCCUUCAUGGACAUGGACUCUGACGACAUGAACCAGGCGUUGCAGCCCAAGGUAGACGGAAGCAUUUACCUUGACGAGCUAUUCUCGGAUCAUACCGAUCUUGAAUUCUUUGUUCUCUUUUCCUCUCUUGUCUAUAUCACUGGUAACGCGGGCCAGGUUGCUUACGCAGCUGGAAAUGCCUUUAUGGUAAGCCUGAUACACGGUAGGCGUCAGCGCGGCUUGGUUGGUAGCGUCAUGAACCUGUCGGGAAUCAAGGGUGUGGGAUAUAUCACCCGGACUGACCAUGGAAUCUUGAAUCGCCUCGAUAUUUUGGGAUACGGAGUCAUGUCUGAACGGGACUUCUUAUACUUCUUUGCCGAGGCUAUCCUAGCUGGACCGCCAAAUUCCGGUCGCAACCCGGAGAUUUCAGCUGGUCUACGAUUCUGCGACCCUCACAAGGACGCUGCCCCUCCAGCUUGGAUCGAGGAUCCAAAGUUCAGUCACUACCGAGUUCAUCAUAACCAGAAUGAUGGUCAAGAAGGCGGACAUCAAGUUACGUCUGUUAAGAAUCGACUUUUAGGCGCCCAAUCUGAGAAGGAGGUCUUUGAUAUCAUCCUUGAUGCUUUAUUGGCAAUGCUACACAGGAAACUGAGAUUACAACCAGAGAACGCUGUGCCUGCAGAUGUGGCCAUCGUUGAACUCGGUGUGGAUUCUUUGGUGGCGGUUGAGAUGCGUUCAUGGUUCACCAACGAGUUCAACCUGGAUAUUCCCAUCAUCAAGAUACUUGGAGGCGCUACGGUCUCAGCUCUCAUCUCUGACGCUAUUCCAGAGCUCUCCCAUGAGACUAUCCCAAAUCUCGCCAAGGAUGCGCCUGCUAAGCCAGCCGAUGCUAUACCGCCAUCCAUGUACAAGAGCUCAGACUCAGGGUCAGGCUCUUUCGGAGAAUCAGAGUCGCACUUGGACUCUAAUUCUACCCCUGAUGAGUCAACUGAUACAACGGCGAGUAUACCUGACGUGGAAGAGAAGACUUCGCCCCUGGUCUUUCAGAGAAAGGAGAAGAUGUCUUACGGAUCAUCACGCUUCUGGUUCUUGCGGCAAUACCUGGAUGACAAAACCUGCUUCAAUAUUGUUUUUCGGGCCCGGAUUACCGGCAAGAUCAAUAUUAAGAAAUUCGAGGAGGUCGUCCGCCAGAUAGGCAGCCGCCAUGAGGCCUUCCGGACAGCCUUUUACGCUGAUAAGGAGCGUCAGGAUGAGCCAACCCAGGGAGUUAUGGUAGAGUCGCGGUUGCAGCUUGAAGUGAACAAGAUUACUCACGAAGACGAGGCUCUUAUUGUUACUAAUGACUUGCUCGAUUACAGCUUUGACAUUGAAGGUGGUGAGACGAUACGAAUGCUGAUGUUGUCCUUGUCACCAGAAGACCACAUUUUAGUUUUUGGGAUGCAUCAUAUUGCUAUUGAUGGAUUCAGCUUCAACGUUCUCCUCACUGAGAUUGAUAUGCUCUACCGGGACCAGCCUUUGCCCAUUAUUCGUCGACAGUUCACUGAUUUUGCUGUACAGCAGCGGCGUGAGGUUGAGAAUGGCCAGACGGAUAAGGAACGAGCCUUCUGGCGGAAUAUGUAUCCUGACAUCCCUGAACCUCUUCCUCUUUUCCCACUCGCCAACGUUAGCUGCCGAAAGCCAGUGAUGAGAUAUGAACAUGAAGAAGCGUCAAUAAUCUUAGACCGUGCUACUGCGGAGAGCAUCCGGACAAGGUGUCGUGAAAACAGAUCCACUAUCUUCCACUUUUUCCUGGCUACUUUACAGGUCCUGCUCUUCCGGUACCUGGACGUAGAAGAUUUGUGCAUCGGAAUUGCAGACGCCAAUCGGCACGAUGUCAACACACUGACAACGGUCGGAUUCUUGCUGAACUUGCUUCCAUUACGCUUCAAUGCUCCAAAUGGAGCUUUUGACAGCGUGCUUGCUGCGGCCAGGAAUCUGGUCUACUCCUGUUUGGAGCAUUCAAGGUUCCCCUUUGAUGUUCUAAUCGAGGAUCUCAAUAUACCGCGCUCGUCUACCUACAGUCCCCUAUUCCAGGUUCUCUUGGACUACCGACAGUUCGCCGUCAAAAGUCCGCCGAUGCUGAAUUGUCGGGCCGAGGGUGAACGUAUCAUGGGCCGCACGGCAUACGACUUACUGCUGGAUAUCACAGACUUCUCUGGCUCAGAUAUCUCUAUCAAGCUCCAGACACAGAAAUCAUUGUAUUCACGUCAGCACACAGAAACCCUUCUUCGGAGCUAUGUGCACCUGAUCCACUUCUUUGCGAAUGACUUCAAGGCAGAGACUAGCAACGCUCCUCUGUUUUCAGAGAAUGAAAAAUGGAAGUCUAUCCGCCAUGGACGAGGGCCAACGUUUACUUCAGAAUGGCCAGAAACUUUGUCUCACCGAAUCGACGAUAUAUCCACUCAAUACCCCGAGGACGUCGCCCUUCGGGAUGGCUUGGGUGUCGUCAUGACAUACCGCGAUAUGUCAUUGAAAAUGGACGCGAUCAUUGAUCAGCUGCAGCAGGCCAGGAUAGAGCCAGGGAGCAGGAUCGCAGUAUUCCAGGAGCCAUCCGCUCUGUGGAUAUGCUCUCUGCUGGCUAUCUGGAAGGUUGGGGGUAUAUACCUGCCCUUGGACAGUCGCAAUAGCCUAUCCCGACUGGCAUCCAUUGUGACCAACUGCAAGCCAGAUGCCGUGCUCUGCACUACGGAUACACUCGCUCAUGCUCCUUCUCUCGGGUUUAACGGAUCUAUGAUCGACGUCCGAACAGCUGCGCGGGCCCCAUUGUUAGCUCGUCAUACGAAUAAAGCUGCUGGAUCUUUCACGGCCGUCAUCCUUUUCACCAGCGGAUCUACCGGGACACCAAAAGGAAUUGAAAUCAGCCACUCCAGCCUGAGAAAUCUGUUCGAAGGUUAUCAGAAGACCGGCGAUCUCAGCAGACAUACUGUCUUGCAGCAGAGCGCUUACAGUUUUGACCUGUCACUAGAUCAGAUCUUGACAGGCCUCACGGGUGGCGGUUCUAUCUAUGUUGCUUCUGCUGAGCAGCGUUUGGAUCCCCGCGAGUUGGCGCGAAUCAUUGCCCAGGAGCAUAUCACCAGUACCACGGCUACUCCCUCUGAAUACUCCAGCUGGAUCACGUACGGUAAACCUAUGUUGCUGUCAGCCAGAAAGUGGACUCGGGCGAUAAUUGCCGGUGAACGCUGGACAAGUGCUUUACGAAAAGCCUUUCAGGAUUUACAUCUACCUGGUCUCCGUCUGCUGAGCUGUUACGGACCUGCGGAAACAACCAUCUACUGCACAAAGAUGGACUUGCCAUCAGACGAUACGGGCAUUAUCCCCGUUGGUUGUCCAAUCCCCAACAGUUCUAUUUACGUGGUAGAUAACCAGUUGAACGUACUCCCUCCGGGAGUUGUGGGAGAGAUCGUGGUUGGAGGCGCCGGGGUUGCAGUGGGAUAUUUCGACAAUGCGGAGCUGACCAACGAUAAGUUCUUCACUGACCCUCAUGCGUCAUCAGAAUUCGUUGCAGCAGGCUGGACCAAAAUAUAUAGGACUGGCGACAUCGGUUAUUUGCAGGAGGACGGCUCCCUGGUCUUUGUCUGUCGGGUCGACGGCGACACACAGGUCAAACUGCGCGGUAUACGAAUCGAGCUGGAGGAUAUUGAGAACACAAUCAUCAAGGCAUCGGAUGGUGCAAUUUCUCAAGCUGUAGUAUCUGUUCGCGGUGAAGGCAACGAGUCUCGGAUUCUGCUUGCAUUCGUCGAAUUCGCUCCAGGACAGUCACUCAGUCAGGAGGAACUCUCUCAUCUGCUUGGCCGUCUUUCUCUUCCACAGUACAUGAUCCCAACGAUGCUGAUUCCACUUGAUGAUGGAAUCCCUCUAACUCCCCACAAGAAGGUUCAUCGACGGGCAAUCGACAACAUGCCUCUGCCUCAGACACAUCACAUUGACGGUGAACAGAACUGUCUGAACGCCACGGAGGUCGCUCUCAGAGAAAUAUGGGUAGAAAUGCUUCCAAAGGAAAUCACUGCCGCAGUACCUAUCGACAAAAAGACCGACUUUUUCUACGUAGGAGGAAAUUCUCUUCUGUCCGUUCGGCUACAGGCCCGCAUCCGAGAUAUUUUUGGUGUUUUCCUGCCCUUGGUAGAUCUGAUCGAAUCAAGUACGCUGGAAGACAUCGCUAUCCAUAUUAACAAUCGGUUAAAUGAACAUGCAAUCGAUUGGGACGCAGAGAUUGCCGCGGACGAGGAUAUCCUAUCGAUCAUUCCGGGAGAAGCGACGCAGAACAGUGGUCAGCCACAAACUGUUCUCCUGACAGGUGCUUCUGGCUUUGUUGGAAGCUCUAUCCUGCAGAAAUUGAUUUCGGAUGAUCGAGUAUCGCGCAUCCAUUGUGUUGCCGUACGGGAGGGCGCUGCACGGGAGAAAAUGCGCUCAAUGACAUCGGAAACCACCAAGGUCAUUAUCCACGAGGGAAAUUUGGCAUCUCCUGCUCUCGGCCUACCUGAAAAUACUUUUGCGUUACUGUCCAAAGAAACGGACGUCAUCAUUCACUCGGGCGCGAACCGUUCUUUCUGGGGCCGUUAUGACUCCCUCCGCGCCGUAAACGUGCUUUCAACCAAGGAACUCGUUCGAUUGGCCGCUUAUGCUCGCCGUGAUCAUGGAAAGGCCAUUCCUAUUCACUUCUUGUCAACAAGCAGUAGCUGCUAUCGUGACGCGAACUCCAGGCCCCCUACGGACGGCUCCAUGGGUUAUGUGGCAUCGAAAUGGGUUAGUGAGAGAUACUUGGAGAAUGCAGCCGCCCGGCACUUGGGAUUACCAGUGUACAUUCAUCGAAUGGCUCCUCCGGCAUCGAGUGAGGGCCUAGAGGGACACAGAAACGACGAUGAUAAAAACACCGAGAAGGAACGCAUUUUCCAGGAAUUCAUCUCGAUCAUCUCCCGGAUAAAGCUCAUUCCAUCAUCAGACACGUGGGGCGGCCAGUGGGAUCUGAUUCCCGUACGACAACUCGCAGAAGAUAUCGUGGAAGGAGCAGUGGUAUCGCAGAUAUAUAGCACUGCCAAUUCUGCCGCUAGUCAGCAGAAUCCACUUGUUCGCUACCAAAUGCACUUUAGCACUGUGCGGAUGACAAUGGAUGAGGUGGUCCAGGCAUUGGAGGAGGCGAUACCAAUUAGACAAAAGGGGUACCAGGAAAUACCGGCCCAUAUCUGGGUUGGGAAAGCGAAAUCGGCAGGGUUUUCUUAUCAUUUUGCGUCGAUGGAUAUGUUUCUCCUAAAGGACCAGAACGGAGAUGUUGUCGGUGAAUUGCGUCGUUGAUGGACCAUCCCCGCUAGCACAGAACCCUACUUCGUUACGUCGGCAUAUAAAUAUAUGUGUGUAUAAAGUCACUAUUAUUACAUGAUAGUACAUUCACUUCAAAGCCACAGAACAUAGAAACACUGUGAAUAUCUGACUUUGCC